This is a messenger RNA of Bactrocera oleae (olive fruit fly), 3626 nucleotides long. Lineage: Eukaryota; Metazoa; Arthropoda; Insecta; Diptera; Tephritidae. The record is from RefSeq and is a predicted model, not a curated record.
AUCAUCUUUCUUUUGGUCUUCAUCGUCGCCAUCAGUACAACGACUGCGGGUUUCGGUUUUGAUUCGGCCAACUCGUGUAGCACACAAGGAACUAAACUAUCGCGACGUGGAAGAGCACAAAUGUUAGCCACCAUACCGUGCGAUCUGACACGACAAGCCUACUGUCAUCUACCCGGUUCGGCAUAUCCUUGGCAUGCAGUACGUCGUUUUGUGCACGAAAACCAUGGACUCAUGAAACGCAUGUAUGGCGAUGUGAAACAUAUUUCAGUGUUGCGCGACGAGAUACUCAACAACGAGAUCGAUGUGGAUGAUGUCGAAGUGGCCGCCGAACGUUACUCGAAGGAGCCGCAUAGAGCACGCGCGGCCAAAUAUAUGCAAGCACCGCGCGAGGAAUUUAGUAGUAUUAAAAACAAUGAUGUGGUGAUGGAACCGCAUUUUCGACCGGUCUCCUCAACAACAACUACAACGACAGCCGUACCGGACGAAACUGGCAGUACAACCAGUGAGGUUACCGUAGUGGAAGCGAAAAUGGAAGCCGAAGAACGUCCAGUGAAAAUUCCGAAUGGCGCACUAAGACGUAGAAUUAACGGCAAUCCAAAUGGUGGUGGAAAUAGACGACGCAUCAAUGUUUAUGUUAACCGUAAUAGACCGACACAUUCGUCAUUACGCCGACGCACGACUACAACAACUACCACAGCAGAACCGCCGCCGCUAGUGGAAAAUGUAGAACAACCUGAAGAGUUAGUGUUACACGAAGAAACUAUACUCGAAAUACCCGAAGACGAUGGUAAUCUUGCAUCGAACAGUGUCUACGAGAUACCCACACUACAGGACGCGUCAAUAAAUAUGGGCGACAACAUACAGAUCGUCGAAUCACCACAACUCGGACAAAUGCAAAAACCAUUGACAGAAGGAAGAAAUAAUUCCGAGACAGCCACCAUAUCGACCACACUUAAAGUGGUUUCCACGCUGGCAACCAAGGUGAGACCGGCAGCCGGUGCAAUACCGGCCUCACCGGCGCCGGUGGCGCCCACACCACUGCAACAACAACUUAAAACACAAGUGGAACGUCAACGACCUGGCCAACAGCCAACACAAAAACUCAAACUGCAACAAGUGAAUAAACCGCUGCCAACAAAUGCCGAUACGAGCGCCAUAAAAGAAAGUUCGAUAUUAAAAUCAAAACCAACCAACGAAAGUGAACGUACACAAAGCGCCACGGCAAUAGCACCCGUCUACAAUAACAACAACAGCGCCGCAACACAAGCCUUGAAAGCGGCGUACGACGAUACAGACGUCACAACAGACACCGAUAAUGAGCCGACGCUGUCAAGCAUUGGCGCUACGAACGCCGCAACGGACAUCACAGCAACCGUAACGGCAACAGCGACGGCAGCCGCAACAUUAGCAAGCAAUGCACAGCUGAAAUAUGAGCUGACUAAAAAUAAAUAUCAAUAUAAUAACGGUGAGAAUAAAGCCGAUCUGCCGGCAGUGACAACAAUCGAACAGACACCAUCAACCACAGACGCAACGAGGUUUACAUCUACGCAAGCCGAACUGUCUUCGGCUGCUAAGACUACAAGCUCGCCAAGUGUGGCAACAACCGGUGCAGAGGCAGCACCGUCAGCUCCACACACUGAACUGUUUGCCAGUGAGAAAAUUCAGAGACCACAAUUGGCGCCGCUACAAACAGCGCAAGCUGCGCCAACGCAGACUACGCCAGUCAGUGCUACAGCGGCUGCGUCAACGAAACCAGUGCUGCGCGAUGGCCAAUUGUAUCAAGAUGCGCUAAAGCAAGAGGUGAAACCGGGUCCCAAUAUGCGCGGCAUUAAUGCCUGUCCCGUAAAGGAAGAAGUGGUCGCGCCCUUUUGGGCCAACAAUACACGCGGUGAGGUGUUGGCACUCCUAAAUCUCUACCCCUUCGAGCAGUAUGUGCAUUGGGAGAAAUGCACGCAUGAAAAUCGACAGAUGUAUUGUCGAGAGGGUUGCCGCUGUGAACAACAAUAUCGUCUACAUCGUUUAUUAGCCUACGAUCCGCACAAUGAAUGUCGCGGCAUAUUCUCCGAUUGGUUUCGUUUUCCCUCAUGCUGUAUCUGUAAAUGCUAUGGCAUACCGUCAGAGUUUCGCGCCACAUCGCGUAGUCCACGUUCCGAACGUAUGGAUGAUUUUGAGACUAUGGCUGAAGAAAGGGAUUUCGACGAUGAUAAUGAUGACGCGCAAGCAGCAGAUUCAAUGGAAUCGGUAAAAGACCAACAGUCGCAACAUCCGCUUGAUGUUGCUGAGCAAUUGGUGAGACAAGCGAUCUACGAACAUGCAACCGAGGAUUGGUAUCGACCUAAGGAUGAGUUCGAUUUUUAUGAAGGUUAGAUUUAGUGCAUGAUGGCAACAAAGACAGUUGAACAAAGCCAAUGAAAUCAUAUUACUGGAGUUUUGUGAAAAUGAGUUAAAGCUUUCAAUAUAAAAUUAGUCGUAAAUUAACUGUGGAAAUAAGUGAUUUGAAAGUUAAAACGUAAAAGGCAGUGACAAUAAAAUGUUGGCUAUAAAUUUUGUGCAGGUAUACAUAUAUAAAACUUUGUCUUACUUACCAAGACUGCGUGUAGAGGAACUUUGAAGACCUGAAAAAAAGUAAAACAGAGUUAUUAGAAUUCUAACAAAGGAAAAUACUUAAAAGUUUUUGAGAAAAGUUGAGUUCUUUAUGUCUUAUUAAGUUGAAUUCUAUGCUAUUAAGUGAGGUUUAGUUAAUUGAUGAGCUGAAACUAGUACUGACUAAGCCGGUCUAACUUAUCCUAAUAACAUGUAUCUUUUUUGGUUGAUUCUCUGGGAAAUGUGAGGUUAGAACUUCAGAGAAUAAUGACCGUUCAAACGAAAAAUCACCUAUAAUUCGACACAAAAAUUUGAAAAUUCAGAUAAUUAGAUAUAAUCGACUAAUUGGAAAAUCAUCGUAUUUUUGCUGAGGUUUCGAAAAUGUCUAAUCUGUAUUAGCAUAAAGAGUUAUCUAACUCUAAAACAAACGAACACUGCACUAGGUCAUUUUUCGAAACAUUUUCUAGGAGAAGACGAUCUCCGGAUCUCGGAAACAACGUUCCAUUUGAGUAUUUCUCCAGCAGUGUUUUGAGCCCUUUUUUCCAUAAACCCUACAGUUAUCGCCAGUCUUCCAUUUUCUUUUGUAAUCGCGUGAAGGUCUAAGUACUAAUCUUUUGACUCGAAAAAAUAUCUGAAAACCGUGUAAACUUUUUUCAACUUUGAAUCAGAAAAUCAGGCGUCUUGUAAGUGUAUAAAACCACGCUGGCCUUUUACAACACACAUUUACUCAGCAGAAUUCAGCUUUUAACUUUCGUAAUCUGCGGUGUACUUUAUUGAAUAUAGCCUAGGUUCGUCAAAAGCUCCGAAACUUCAAAAUAACUUGACCAACUUACAACUGACGAAGAAAUAGCCAGUUAUAAUAGUGCUAAUCGAUUGGCGACUAACCGAAAGCCAUUAAAUACCAUAAUUGAUUUAGAGAGUUUGAUUUUACUUGUAACAAUAUUUUUUUUAACUCCGAUUUUACUCGUGCACUGAAACAUCAACUCCAGAAUAUGAUUUCCAUUUUAGUUACAAAAAUAAUGUUUGCCUAUUCUAAUUUUUAU